Molecule: messenger RNA, 2636 nt
Organism: Amphimedon queenslandica
Lineage: Eukaryota; Metazoa; Porifera; Demospongiae; Haplosclerida; Niphatidae
Exons: 10
Coding region: 1-2526 (841 amino acids)
Biological process (GO): signal transduction
Molecular function (GO): protein binding
Source: RefSeq, a predicted model, not a curated record
AUGACUUCUGUUCCUUCUCCUCCUGAGCUGAAGAUUAAUGAUCUUGCUGAGGUACUUCAGUUACUUAGGAGACAUGGUUAUUCUGGAGUCAAAUGUUUUGAUCUUGGUCUUUAUCUUGGUCUAUCUCCUACUACACUGGAUGUCAUCAUGCUAAAUCAUAAAGGAGAUAUUGAGAGCUGCCUUCGUGAGUGUCUUGCUAAGUGGCUAGAGAAAGCUGAUGAUGUACAGGAGAAAGGUGGUCCUACUAUCUAUUCAUUGGUAUCAGCAUUGAGGAAAAUAGGAAAGAAUGGGGUAGCUGAUAAAAUAGAUAUGAAUAAGCAUCCUGCUUGCAAAAUUCUAGCCUGUUAUACUUCAAAGCGAUCUCUUGUGUCUGCACUAGCUCGGUUGGUUAUGCUUUUGUAUGAAGCAGAAUUAAUAAAAGAGAUGAUCCUCCCAGCCAAAAAUCAAGGAAGAGCACUUCUACUUGAAGUAAAAGAAGCUGUUUGUGUUGAUUAUCGAAAACUGAAAGUAUUUGCUGAUAUUUUGUGCAAAAUCACAACCACUGCUAAGAUAGGAAAUGCUAUUGUGAAACAAUAUGACAACAACAAUGACUUAAAGGAAGUAGAUGCUGAUGAUAAAAGGCUGAAGAUAUACCUUCCUAAAAAGGUUACCUCAGAAUUUGACUUGAUGCGAAUGAAGUUAAAAGAUACAUUUUUCAAAGUUGGAUCAAUCAUGAAGAACAACCCUCAGUCUCCAUCCCUUGUUUAUCUCAAAUAUGUACUGGAUUCAUAUGAAGCAUUAAAGCCUCAAUUACCUCAGUGUCGAGAUGUCCAUGACAUUUUACACCUAGUUUGUGAUAUUUGCCCACUUGAUGAUAUUCGUGUGCUGGAGUUUUUUGUUAAUAAGUUUAAGAUAGAGGAGGCUAAGCCAAUUAUUGAGGAAUAUAAAAAAGCUGUUGAGGAGUUUAAGAAAACAGAACUCACAAAUUGUCUGGAAGAGAAGUUUUCAAAGGCCUCACCACUCAAAUGUGAAAGGAUCACGAUUGUCGUUGAUAAAAAAGCAAAUGAUUUAAUACUCAAUGACAUCGAGAGCUUAUCAUCAGCUGUAUUUGAUAAAUUAGCACAGCAUGUCAGAUUGAAUGUCAUUAGAGAGGACAAUUCUUUCACUAUCACUUGUUCCUUCCCUUUGGUUCUAUCUCAGCAGCUAAUUACAGUUGUUCAGAGUAAUAUUCCUAUAUUGAGAGCAAAAAGAGUGAAGAGACUAACCAUUGGAUACUGCACUGUGUAUGAGGUACAAAAAAUUGAUGACACUUCUGCUCCUGCUACAAUUGAAUCAGAUGAACAACAGUUUACCUUAUCAUUAACUGAUAGUGGUUUACUCAAGCAACUGAUGAUAUCAUUGAGUGUGCAAAUGAUUAACAGGGAAGAUGAGGUGAUUAAUGAGGACAGUAUAACAUUUAUGAAAGAAGCAGAGUCAUUGAAGGAAGCACUGGAUACUAAGAUAAAGAUGAUGAAUGAGAGUGUAGCUGAGAGUGGUGAGCUUAAAGAGGAGUUUGAGAAAUUGAAGGAAUUGAAAGGAAUAUUUGAAAACCAGCUUGAAUUAUUUAAAUUGGAAUUAAAAAAUCAAGCACAAGCUGAUGACAUACAACGUUUCUUUGCUACUUUAAAUCAAAAUCUGCCACGCAUUGCAAUGGCUUUUGAUUCGUCGGUUACUGAAACUGAAGGGCUCGUUACUGAAGCAACAGGUGGGCUAAAGGAAAUACGUGAACACAAGAAAGUGAGAGAGGUACAUAAAGUAAAGGAAUCAUAUGAAUCUUUGAAAAAUGCCAUGGAAGCAGUUCACGCGUACCUUGAUAAAGUUAAUGGACUGUAUCAAACACUCAAGGAUCAGCCUCAAGAAGUAGUAAAAGACAUUGAGAGUAGGGAUAUGGAGAGUACUGAGCAGCUGACUGAUAAAAUCAACAAAAUAUUACAAGAUAGCACAGUUCAAUAUGCUGUACUUCUUGAAUGUUUUAAGGAAUUUGCCACAAAUUGCAAUGACGCUCAACAUGAGUUGACGAGACUCAAAGAAGAAGCAGAAUUGAGCCAAAGAAGAGCAGCAUAUGCUGCAGGUGGAACAGCUGUUGGGGGAGUAGCAGCAUCAGUACUAGUUGGAAUAUUCACUGCUGGAAUUGGAGCUGCUGUUGGUAUACCUCUUGCCUUAAGCUUAGGAGGAACAGCAGCUGCUACAACACUUCUCCUAGUCCUUGCAAUUGCCUUUGGUAACACUGCUGAGAGGUUUGGCAAAAUGAAUGAAAGAAUUGAGAGGCUGAAGCAAUUUAAAGAGAUACAGAAUAUGAUAGAUGAGCUCAAUGGGCUAACAACAGAGAACAUAGCAAAAGUAAGGAGAAUGACACUAUCUCAACGUAUAGAUUUUGCCAUGAAGAUGAAGUCUACACUGGAACAAAGUAUGGAAUUAUUCAACAAGACAUCUUUUGGACUAAAAACUGCUGAACAAAUUAAGAUAGAUUUUACUAAUAAAGUUGAGGAAGCAUUUAGUGCCAACUAGAGAUUUAGUUGUAAUUGAGUGAAAAUAAAACAUUAUUACUAUUAAUACUUAGUGAUUUUAUUUUUUAGUUUUGUUAUAAUUAGAAUUAUAAAAAUUGCGUUUAAAUAUUA